Molecule: messenger RNA, 2052 nt
Organism: Manacus vitellinus (golden-collared manakin)
Lineage: Eukaryota; Metazoa; Chordata; Aves; Passeriformes; Pipridae
Gene: HYDIN
Product: HYDIN axonemal central pair apparatus protein
Exons: 16
Coding region: 1-2052 (683 amino acids)
Biological process (GO): axonemal central apparatus assembly; cilium movement
Cellular component (GO): axoneme
Source: RefSeq, a predicted model, not a curated record
AUGGGGUCACUGGCACAGAAGCUGACUCCCUCUGCCUUCCAGAAGCAGAUGUCUCUCACCACCAAGCAGAGGCUGGCCAGCACCUGGGAGAUGAAUCUGCCCUGGAUUGUCCAGCUUCUAGACAGGAGUGAGACCUUCCAUCACAAGGUCUCAGCAGUUGACCCAGACCAGACCUUGUUUCAUGUUUUCCCAUCAGAGGUGGUAUUUCAGAACUACGUCCCACACGAGGUCUGUGAAAUGCCACUGGUUCUGAGGAACAGGGACAUGGUUCCUCAGCUGGUGAAGGUCACUAUGGAGAGCUCACCUUAUUUCAAGUUGGUCGGCCCCGGUGGUGAGUGCUGUGAGGAUUGUUUGCACCAGCUCCUCUGCAUCACCAACAGGGGGAAGUUCAUUGUGCCAAUCCAGGCUGUUGUCUUGGACUUCCCUGCCCAGCUGGACUUCUCUGUCUGUCCAGUCAAGUACAGCACCCAGAAGACUCUGCUGGUUUGCAAUCUUGCCAAGCAGACCCACUCUCUGGGAGGCCACAAGCACGUGGCAUUCCAGUGGUCCCCUCAUCAGAUGCCCAACGCUGUAAUCUCGCAGGACAGCCCCUUCUCUGUCAUUCCAGCUGUUGGGACUCUCGACACUGGUGACACCGUACAAGUGACGGUGGAAUUUCUCCCUCUGCAGACCAGGGAUCGUUCCACACCCCUGGUAGUGCACUGUGGCACAGGUGAAGAUACCCACACAAGCCUUCAUGGGUCAGCUGUGAAUGUCCACAUCAGACUGGACAGGAAUUCUGUGACUGUUGAGAAGACUUACAUCACACUGUCAAACCACAGCACCGUGACCAUCCUCAACCACAGUAAUGUCACAGCCCACUUCCAGUGGAAGGCUUUUGCUACUCAGGAAGAGGAGGAUCAGCUGAAGCAGAGGUUCUGCCACAGGCUGUGCCAGGAGGAAAAUGCCCAGGCAGAUAAUUUUCUGGAGUGGAGCAGAGCGGACACCACUCGUGGAGAACGCCUUUCCCUGCUCUCCCACAUCUACCAGAACGAGAGGGCAAAGGUGCAAGGAGAUCCCAUGCUGUUCUGUGAUGACAUUUUCACUAUUAAACUGGUGAAAUCUCUUUCCAGGCUUGAGACCAGGCUGCUCCUGCACCUCAGGCCCCAGCUCCACUUCAAGUCUGAGGAACUGGACACUGAGAAGGUUUUUGUUGGCCAGCCCACAGAUAUGAGGGGCUGUGUCAUCAGACCAACCUUGCAUUUUGAUGUCCAUGCCCUCCACCUCGGUGACAUCUCCUUUGGCUUUCCUCGCACCUUGUCCUGCCGCCUGACCAACACCUCCCUGAUGCCCAUGGCCUUCACCCUCCACAUUCCUGGGGAGAGCCCAGCCUCACCAGCUCAGACCAGACAUCCAGGAACACUCACUCAUCCUGGAGAAAGGGAGCUCAGGGCUGGCACGUGCUCACACUGGAGGAUUGAACCCAGUAAGGGAGUGAUCCCCCCCGAGAGCGAGGUGUCUCUGACUGUCACAGCAAACCUCGAUGACACGGGGAAAUUUGAGGACAAGGUGAAGCUGUUCAUUGAGAACAGUGAAGUGAACAUCAUCCCUGUGCAGGCUGUGGGCGUUGGCACCACGAUUGUCACUGACAAACCUUUCUCUCUGGAGCUCAACUUUAAGCCCCACUUCAGCCUCACUCCCUGCUGUUACCAGUUCAAAAUAACAAACAAAGGGCGACACACCCAUCAGCUGUUCUGGACCACAGAAGGGUUCAGCAUCGUUCAGCAGCGUCGUGCCUCCGGUACCACCAAGGACAAAAGCACUUCCCAGGUCCCCAAACCUGCCAGCCCCGUGUUCAAGCUGCAGCCGCCGCAGAUGGAGCUGGUGCCGGGCCAGACCAAGGACAUGGUGCUGGAAGGCUUCUCCAGCACCCCCCAGGGGAAGUACAACUCUGCAGAGAAGCUGCCAGCUAACCCUGGUGUGCAUCCCCUGGUCCCAGGACCACUGGGCACAGAUGUGGAAGUGAAUGUGAAAUGUAUCUGCACGAAAGUCCUGCUGAGACUGGUGUUCUGA